AUGGAACCCCCGGAAGGAGCGGCAGAUACAACGCUUACAGAUCAGGAAAAAAGGGGGCGUAGAGCGGAUGAACGACUUCCUCACUUUCGGCAGAACCUAUGCAUACGAGCACGCAACCAGACCCAGCACCAUUGGGCACGUUCUGUCCAGCAGCCCAAUUGCCUUGCUUGCCUGGUACCAACCCUGACGUACUACAAAGAUCAUACAAUGUCUCACAACGACCACAGGUGUGGGAAAAAUUUUCUAGAUUGGGUCAAUGAUUCCCUUCCAUUGGAUACGAUCCUCGAGUUUGUCUCUCUGUACUGGUUUACCAAAUCGUUUCCUCGGGCCAUUUAUCCCUACCGCGAGGCUCCACAUGAUGCAGAUGCAAUGCAUGAUAGGUUGUAUAUUCAGAAGCCCCUCGGGUUCUCAUAUUUCCCAAACGAGAUCAUUCCGGCUCCCAAGGCCUGGGUGAGCACUACGGGGAACCUAGUCUUCUGGAGGCAACAUGACAAGGGUGGGCAUUUCGCCGCACUUGAAAGACCCCACGACCUGAAAGCAGCCCUUUCUGCCUUUGUUGAGCAGGUCUGGCCGGAAGUUGCAUCCAAGUAG
Messenger RNA from Aspergillus fumigatus Af293, 591 nucleotides. Its product is annotated as putative epoxide hydrolase. Bases 1 to 591 code for a protein of 196 amino acids. Gene Ontology annotation, biological process: epoxide metabolic process. The transcript is spliced from 3 exons. The record is from RefSeq and is a predicted model, not a curated record. Gene Ontology annotation, molecular function: epoxide hydrolase activity. NCBI's taxonomy places the organism in Eukaryota, Fungi, Ascomycota, Eurotiomycetes, Eurotiales, Aspergillaceae.